UUUUUGGUUGAGCUGUUUUGGCUUUUUAAUGGUUGUGUGGACAACUACAAGGGGUGGUGUUGAGGGAGGACAAGUUUCUUAUGAUGGAAGAUCAUUGAUAAUUGAAGGGCAAAGAAAGCUCUUGUUUUCUGGUUCAAUUCAUUAUCCUCGAAGCACACCUGAUAUGUGGCCAUCUUUGAUAUCAAAGGCCAAACAUGGUGGACUAGAUGUGAUUGAAACCUAUGUCUUUUGGAAUCUUCAUGAACCUCGACAUGGGCAGUAUGAUUUUAAGGGAAGACAUAAUAUAGUGAGAUUCAUUAGAGAAAUUCAAGCUCAUGGCCUCUAUGCAUUCAUCCGGAUUGGACCCUUCAUUGAGGCUGAAUGGACUUACGGAGGUCUACCAUUUUGGCUGCAUGAUGUACCAGGAAUUGUUUAUCGAUCUGAUAAUGAACCCUUUAAGUAUCAUAUGCAAAACUUCACAACAAAAAUUGUCAACUUGUUCAAAUCAGAAGGAUUAUAUGCUCCACAAGGAGGGCCUAUCAUUCUUCAACAGAUCGAGAAUGAGUACAAAAAUGCGGAGAGAGCUUUUCACGAGAAAGGACCGCCUUAUGUUCAGUGGGCAGCUGCCAUGGCUGUCGGACUCCAAACGGGUGUGCCAUGGGUGAUGUGCAAGCAAGAUGAUGCCCCUGAUCCUGUGAUAAACACAUGUAAUGGGAGGACGUGUGGAGAAACAUUUGUAGGGCCUAAUUCACCAAACAAGCCAGCAAUCUGGACAGAGAAUUGGACAAGUUUCUAUCAAGUCUAUGGUGACAAGACCCCAUUAAGAUCAGCAGAGGACCUUGCAUAUAACGUUGCUUUAUUCAUAGCAAGGAAGAACGGAAGCUUUGUAAACUACUACAUGUAUCAUGGCGGUACAAAUUUUGGCAGGACAGGUUCAGCAUUUGUACUCACAAGCUAUUAUGAUGAAGCUCCUAUUGAUGAAUACGGUUUGAUUAGGCAACCAAAAUGGGGUCAUCUGAAGCAGUUACAUUCAGUAAUAAAGUCAUGCUCACAGACUCUACUUCAUGGAGUCAUAUCUGUUUCUCCACUUGGUCAGCAGCAAGAAGCCUAUGUAUUCCGCAGGGAUUCAGGAGAAUGUGCAGCUUUCCUUGUAAACUAUGAUAGAAGAACUGAAGUUGUGGUGCUGUUCCAGAACAUACACUAUAAAUUACCUGCAACAUCAAUAAGCAUUCUACCUGACUGCGCAACUGAAGCAUUCAAUACAGCUAAGGUAACCACUCAAUCUUACAAGAGAUCAACUCUACCAACCGUGAAGUUCAACUCAGUUGACAGAUGGAGUGAAUUUCGAGAAGCUAUUCCUGUAUUUGGAGAAACUUCAAUAAGUUCCAAUUCAUUGUUGGAGCACAUGAAAACUACGAAAGAUAAAUCUGAUUAUCUCUGGUACAGCUUUAACAUUUGCAAUGACAGUGUUAAUUCAUCAAAAGCUCAGUCGCUUCUCACUGUCGACUCCCGGGGACAUGCUUUACAUGCAUUUGUUAAUGGAGAACAUGCAGGUUCUGCACAUGGAGAUCAUAAAAAUCCAGCUUUUACGUUGGAAAGAACUAUAAAUCUACAUCACGGGAGGAAUAAUAUCUCCUUGCUCAGUUUGACCGUUGGAUUACCGAAUUCAGGGGCAUAUCUUGAGCGCAGAUCUCUUGGCUUGGACGGUGCUAGAUUAAAGAACAGUCAAGCUACCAAUGAUCUCACAAAUUCAGCUUGGGGAUAUCAGGUAGGAUUGCUAGGGAAGAGGUUACAACUUCACACAGAGAAAGGAUCAUCUGCUGCUCAAUGGAGCAAGCUGUCUGCUUCUCCCAAACAGCUCACAUGGUACAAGACAUAUUUUGAUGCUCCUGAGGGUGAUGAUCCCCUAGCAAUCAAUCUUGGAUCCAUGGGGAAAGGUGAAGCUUGGAUCAAUGGCCACAGUAUUGGUAGAUAUUGGGUCUCAUUCCUCAAAGCUGAUGGUUCUCCUUCACAGACAUGGUACCACAUACCAAAAUCUUUUCUUAAACCCAAAGGGAACCGGUUAGUUUUGUUUGAGGAAGAAUCAAAAGACCCUCUGAACAUCUCAAUAGACGUGAUUUAUAAUCAACGAAGGUCCUAGUUAGAAAAACAACAGGAUAGAGAUAGAAAUACAAGCACACACAGAUUACACGCAACUUUCUAGUUAAAAGUAGACGAUUUGUUGCUGUCAAAGAAUGAUAAACAGAUUUCAGUGUCUGGAUAUGUACAAACUUGAGGUGAUCCAAUCUGUCAAACAGCAAUUACAUAAUUUCAUAUGCUAAUGAGAAGAAAUCAGUGUGAUGCAAUCA
This is a messenger RNA of Coffea arabica (coffee), 2327 nucleotides long. The record is from RefSeq and is a predicted model, not a curated record. Lineage: Eukaryota; Viridiplantae; Streptophyta; Magnoliopsida; Gentianales; Rubiaceae.